AUGUGCUGCUCCCCUUGCUGCCAGCCCACCUGCUGUGGGACCACCUGCUGUGGGACCACCUGUUGCCAGCCCAGCUGCUGCUGCCGCCCAUGCUGCUGCCGCCCAUGCUGCGUGUCCAGCUGCUGCCAGCCCAGCUGCUGCUGCCGCCCAUGCUGCGUGUCCAGCUGCUGCCAGCCCAGCUGCUGCUGCCGCCCAUGCUGCGUGUCCAGCUGCUGCCGGCCCUGCUGCUGCUGCCGCCCAUGCUGCGUGUCCAGCUGCUGCCAGCCCUGCUGCCGCCCAUGCUGCGUGUCCAGCUGCUGCCGCCCAUGCUGCUGCUGCCGCCCAUGCUGCGUGUCCAGCUGCUGCCAGCCCUGCUGCCGCCCAUGCUGCGUGUCCAGCUGCUGCCGCCCAUGCUGCUGCUGCCGCCCAUGCUGCGUGUCCAGCUGCUGCCAGCCCUGCUGCCGCCCAUGCUGCGUGUCCAGCUGCUGCUGCCGCCCAUGCUGUGUGUCCAGCUGCUGCCAGCCUUCCUGCUGCUGA
Messenger RNA from Molossus molossus (Pallas's mastiff bat), 516 nucleotides. Its product is annotated as keratin-associated protein 9-1-like. Lineage: Eukaryota; Metazoa; Chordata; Mammalia; Chiroptera; Molossidae. The record is from RefSeq and is a predicted model, not a curated record. The coding region runs from base 1 to 516 and encodes 171 amino acids. The transcript has a single exon.